This is a messenger RNA of Tupaia belangeri chinensis (Chinese tree shrew), 1333 nucleotides long. RefSeq names its product CD320 molecule (gene CD320). The transcript is spliced from 5 exons. Bases 222 to 1010 code for a protein of 262 amino acids. Gene Ontology annotation, cellular component: plasma membrane. NCBI's taxonomy places the organism in Eukaryota, Metazoa, Chordata, Mammalia, Scandentia, Tupaiidae. Gene Ontology annotation, molecular function: protein binding. The record is from RefSeq and is a predicted model, not a curated record.
AGGCGGGUUUCCCUUACCUUUCGCCAGACCCCGUCACUGGGCAAAGUGGAGUAAUGUCUCAAAUUUGAUAUCCUUCGUAUUAUGAUAUUUACGGUUCCACAGCCGCGGGCGCCGGUGCGUGGGCCCCGCCCUGACCUGCAUGUGCGCGUGCGCAGAAAUAAGAACCCGGGCUGUACGGCGCGGAGCCGGCGCCGCUGCGAGGCGGCAGGACUAGCGGUUAGAUGGCGUGGGGCGGAGCGCGGCAGACAGCGGCCCUGGGCUUGGCGCUGCGGCUGCUCCUCGGACUAGGUCUGGAGGCCGCUCCGACCCCGACUGCGACCUCGGUCCUGGCGGGGACCUCCGCCCAAGUCCCAGGCCCAGGCCCUGGCUCGUGCCCGCCCACCGACUUCCAGUGCCGCACCAGUGGCUUCUGUGUGCCCCUGACCUGGCGGUGCGACAGUGACUGGGAUUGCGCUGACGGCAGCGAUGAGGAGGAGUGCCGGAUCGAGCCGUGUGCCCAGAACGGGCAGUGCCCACCAUCCACUGGCCUCCCCUGCUCCUGCGACAGUCUCAGCGAUUGCCCGGGAGGAGCCAGCGGGGACCGUCACAACUGCAGCCACCGGUCCUGCCCGCCAGGGGAGCUGCACUGCGCGCUGGGUGAUGCCUGCAUCCCGCACACCUGGCGCUGUGACGGCCACCGGGACUGUCCCGACGCCAGUGAUGAGCUUGGCUGUGGAACCGACGUGACGGUCCAGGGUGGGAACACCACAACCACAGAGACCCCCGUGUCCCUGGAGAAUGUCACCUCCCCUGGGAAUGCUACAGCCUUCUCUAUUGGGGACCAGUCUAGAAAAUUAAGUGCCUAUGGUGGUAUCGUAGCUGCUGCGGUGCUGAGUGCCAGCCUGGUCGCGGUCGCGACCCUCCUCGUGCUGUGGCGGCUCCGAGCCCAGGGGCGUCUGGCCCCACUGGGGCUGCUGGUGGCGGUGAAGGAGUCCCUGCUGCUGUCAGAACGCAAGACCUCGCUGCUCUGAGGACCAGCGUAUGCCACCAUGUCACCGCGGUCCCCAGUACAGCUAGGCUGGAGAGGACGGCGCUGGGGACGUGAAGGCGGCUCUGGCCCACGGGACCUGAGACUCAGGGUUUUCUAGCCAUGUGGAACUUUGAACCCAAGCUCCUGCAGACAUGGCUCCAGGGGUUGGGGGCCCCUGGGUGCACCGCCUGGACAUGGGGAGCUUGGAGGGAGUGACACACCACAGCCGGAACCGAAGGGCUGGCCCCAGACUGCUGCGGGGCAGGACGGCCCCACGCCCACACACUCCUGCUUUCUUCUGAGGGUGGAGAUUAAAGCUGUCCC